Tinamus guttatus (white-throated tinamou) is the source of this 2952-nucleotide messenger RNA. RefSeq names its product prostaglandin F2 receptor inhibitor (gene PTGFRN). Gene Ontology annotation, cellular component: membrane. The record is from RefSeq and is a predicted model, not a curated record. NCBI's taxonomy places the organism in Eukaryota, Metazoa, Chordata, Aves, Tinamiformes, Tinamidae.
AUGGCAGCUUUCUGCAGAGGACGUGUUGUGAGAGUGCCCCAAGGUCCUCUUAUUCGGGUGGUGGGCACAGAGGUGGUGAUCCCUUGCAGCGUUAGCGACUAUGAUGGACCCAGCGAACAGAACUUUGACUGGGAAUUCUCCCGAGAGACUCCUGACUUCUUGCGGAUAGUGAGCACCUGGGAUUCUACAUUCACCUCCAAGGAGUACCAAAACCGUGUGGGUCAAGGGGAUAUCAAACUGAGACGGAGCAGCAACGAUGCUGUGGAACUUGUGAUUAGAAACAUCCAGCCGCCUGAUCAAGGGACAUACAAAUGCUCUACACCCAGCACUGAUGCCACCGUUCAGGGAAAUUAUGAUGCUGAGGUCCAAGUGAAAGUGAUUUCUGAUGGCUUAGUGGUGAGUGGUAUAAAAGCCCGUUCCUCACCGUCUCUCAAGCUCUCCGAGGGCGAUUCCUUCAAGUUGCGCUGCUCGGCCAUCACCACCUCUCCAGAGCACACACACCUGCAUGUGACUUGGCAGAUCAAAAGCGGAGCAACGUGGCGGGACAUCCUGUCUUUGACUCAUGAGGGCAAGUUCCAGCCUGGUCCUGGGUACGAGGAACGCUACCGCAAUGGAGAUGUCCGUUUGGACACGGGAGCAAAUGACACCUAUCAAAUAUCUGUGUCUCAGGCCUUGCAGAUGGAUGGAGGUGCCUACAGGUGCCUUGUGAGCGAGUGGGUGAGAGGGGCAGACAGUUCAUGGCAGAAGAUCCAGGAGAAGAGCGUGGAGAUAGCGAGCGUGGCAGUCCAACAGACUGCCUUGGAUGUGCUCAUCUCAACAUUAAAUGUGUCUGUGACUGAGAGAGACUCCCUGGAUCUUGCCUGUAAUGUCACCACAGACAGGAGUGGUAUUUUCCAAGCAGAAGUGACGUGGUAUUUCACCACUUCUCCUGAGGAUACCUUGUCAGAUGCUCAGGUGUUGCUGAGCAUGGACCAUGACUCUGUAGUCAGCGAUUCAACUCUCCUCAGCCUAAGCCGUGUAGAUAGGAACUCCUAUCGCCUGCUGGUGCGGGAUGUGGAUGUGGAGGACUCGGGCUACUACAUCUGCCAAGCAGCCAUUUGGGUACCGCAGCACAACGGGAGCUGGCAGAAGGUGGUGGAGGGAACUUCUGCGCCUGUCAGCGUGGUGGUGGCAGCAUUAGAGCCAGAUUAUGAGGUGUUUCUGAAUGCUUCUAAAACACCCAAGUUCUCAGAUGACCCUACGGAGCUUGAAUGCAGGAUCACAAAUGCUCAGGACUUGGAAGCAAACACCCGCUUUACAGUUUCGUGGUACUACAGGCUGCGGUUGCGCAGCGACGACGUGGUGCCAGAGGAACUCCUGGCCUCCAUGGAUGCAGACUGGACUCUACUGCUGGGGGACAGGAGCAGGGAGCGGACUCAGAACGGGGAAAUAAUCUUCUCCAAGAAAGCUGUUAACACCUUCAGUUUACGAAUCCAGUGGACUUCAGAAAGUGACAGAGGGGACUAUUUCUGUGUCAUCUCUGCAUGGAGUAGGCACCGCAACAACAGUUGGGUAAAGAGCAAAGAUGUCGCUUCUGCACCUGUCAGCAUUUUCUGGGCUACACAAGAUUACACGUUGACAGUGGAGGCAGUGAGACUGAAGCCGUUCUUUGUGGCAGGCCACACCUUUGAGAUGACGUGCAAAGUGUCCUCGAAGAACAUCAAGACUCCACGCUAUUCUGUCCUCAUAACUGCAGAGAAGCCGCUCGCAGAUCAGUCCAAUCCCAAUGGUACCACUCGCAUCAUCUCCUUGAACCAGGAUUCAGUGGUGCGGCUGGAAGACUGGACGGAUCAGACUCGCGUGGAUGGUGUGGUUCUGGAGAAGGUCCAGGAGAACGAGUUUCGCUACAGGAUGUAUCAGACCCAGAUUUCGGAUGCUGGGCUCUAUCGCUGUGUGGUGACUGCCUGGUCGCCAGGUGGUGGUGGCAUGUGGCGGGAAGCAGUGAAUGGCCUCUCCAAUCCUAUCCAGAUAGACUUCCAAACCUCAGGUCCCGUGUUUAAUGUCUCAGUGCAUUCGGACAACCAGAUGAUUUACCAGGGUGAACUGGCAGAUUUGCUGUGUAUCAUCACCACGGAAGGAAUGGCGCUUGAGCCAGAUGACAUGUCCUUUGAUGUCUCCUGGUUCGCGGUGCGCUCCUUCGCCCUGGAUAGAGAGCCUGUCUUGCUGGCCUCGCUGGACCGCAGAGGGAUCAUGACACAGAGCAGGAGAAAUGGGAGCAGUGAUCUCAGCCUGGAGAGAAUCAGCCCGCUGGAAUUCCGCCUCCGUGUGUACAGCUGCGAGGACCAUGACUUUGGGAACCACUACUGCGUAGUGACGCCGUGGGUGCGCUCUGCCACCGGGGUAUGGCAGCGGGAGCCCGACAUCAAAGCCAAGCCCAUCUUUCUAUCCGUGAAAAUGGAUGUUCUGAAUGCUUUCAAAUACCCGCUGUUGAUUGGCAUUGGCCUGGCCACUGUCAUUGGACUCCUAUCCUGCCUCAUCGGCUACUGCAGCUCCCGUUGGUGCUGCAAGAAGGAAGUGCAGGAAACGAGACGAGAACGUCGCCGGCUCAUGUCGAUGGAGAUGGACUGAGUGUGGGAGCCAAAAGCAAUUGCGUUUUGUGAGAGACUCGCAGGGAUCUUGGACUGUGCUGAGACACUCACAUGCAGGCCCAGACAAGACAGUGCGUUUCCUCUCCGAUUUCAGCCUGAACCUCAAGCUUCUCCUUGUUACACAUCAUGUCCUGACAGUGCUCAGGUCAUAUUUAGCAACUCAGAGUUCUCCUUUUCCAGCAGCACUUUCUGCACAGGGAAAAGUCCUCCUAAUGUGCAAACUCUUGAGCCUUCUUUCAGCAGGGCCCUGUAACAAAAUUCACCAAGUUCCCUUUUUUGUCUGUUUAUUUUCUCUCCCCUCAUGGUUUUGAAAAGAUUUGGUAUG